CACUAAUCAUCUUCCCUGCGACAUCCUCCGCACCAACUAACCUCCCGAAUGGAGCCGUCUGGCUCCUUGCCUCCACCUUCCCCUUACACCUUCCCCAUCCUCCCCAACCUGUCCCUGCCUUCCUCCGCCCCCUCCACCUCUCCCAGCCUGGCCUCCACAGCUCUGUUCUGCUCGCUCCUGUCCCUGCUCUCCCUUCUGGGCAUCAUAGGGAACUUGUACACUCUGGUGCUCCUCCUGAGGCGCAGGAGGGGCAGGAGGAGAAGCCGGGUGGGACUAACCUGCUGCUUGAUGAGAGUACCCGCGCCCUCGUGCCUGGCCGACCCUUCCCCCGGCUCCCCUUCCUCCUCGCCGCUCUCCUCCACCACCUCCUCGUCCUCCCUCCACCUCCAGGUGCUGAGCCUGGCUCUGGCCGACCUGCUCUACCUGUUCACCGCCCCCUUCAUCGUCUAUGACAGUCUGGCGUCCGGCUGGGCCUUCGGCGAGCUGGGCUGCCGCCUCCUCCUGAGUCUGGACCUCCUCACCAUGCACGCGUCCAUCUUCACGCUGACCGCCAUGAGCCUGGACCGCUACCGGGCCGUAGCACACCCGCUGCACACCUCCUCCACUAACUCCUCGGGCCUGCUGAGAGUAAGCUUGGCCUGGGGGCUGGCUGUGGCUCUGAGCCUUCCCAUGAUGAUCACCCUGCACCUGGAGGACGGGGAGGACCAGGAGGGCCAGCUGUGUGUGCCCGCGUGGGAUGAGCAGAGCUCCAAGGCCUACCUAAGCGUGCUCUUCUGCACGAGCAUUCUUGGCCCUGGCCUGGCUAUCGGGGCUCUCUAUGCUACGCUCGGCCGCCUUUAUUGGGUGUCUCAAACCCGUGCCCCAUGGGGUACCGGAACCAGCACUGCUUGCCCUGCCCGCGCUCCAAAACCCAAAGUCCUGCUCCUCAUCUUGGGCAUCGUCCUGGCAUUUUGGGCCUGCUUUCUCCCUUUCUGGAUCUGGCAGCUCCUGCCUCUGUACCAGCCGGAUAUGCUAAGGACGGUACCGGUGGGCACGCAGGUCACGGUCAACCGGAUCCUCACGGGACUGACAUACGGAAACUCUUGCGUGAAUCCAUUCUUUUACACACUACUGACCGGCAAAAGAAGACGCAACCGGCAGACGCUGACGUCGGCAAAUCAGCUUUGCCGCAAGAGCAGUCCGAUGCGGUAAAGGUUCUGGAACUGACUUACGCGACAACCGUACAGUAUGUGUGUUUUCUCACAAAGAAGCCAAACGUGCUAUAAUUUCGUACUUUUUCAGUUUUCACAAUGGACACCACCAAAGACCAAUAAUUAUAUUUGUGUCAGUCAGAACAGAACUGUUUGAAGAACACAUUUUGUUUUAUAAACAGUGCAAAGACGACAAUCUAAGUCAGGCAGUGGGGUCCAGAAUGUGUCCUGUAGCUCAAACAAGAAAUCUAAGAAAUUCAUAUAAUACACAUCCAUAACACAAAUCUGAGAUCCAGGCUGGUUUUCUUUCAAAUAUCUACAGGAGGUCCUCGCUUUAAAAAACACAAAUGAUGUUCCUACAAUUCAUUUUGUGGGACUCUCCCUUAGAGAUAGGGUGCGAAGUUCUGUCAUUCGGGAGGCGCUCAUAGUAAAGCCGCUGCUCCUCCACAUGGAGAGGAGCCAGAUGAGGUGGUUCAGGCAUCUGGUCAGAAUGUGGAUGUGUUUAGGGCUCAUCCGACCGGUAGGAGAUCACGGGCAAGACCCAGGACACGGCGGGGAGACUAUGUCUCCCGGUUCGCCUGAGAACGCCUCGGGGUCCCCUGGGUAGAACUGGAUGAAGUGGCUGGGGAGAAGGCAGUCUGGGCUUUUCUACUUAGGCUGCUGCCCCUGCGACCCAACCUCGGAUAAGUGGAAGAAGAUGGAAGGACGGCAAUUCAUUUGAUGUCCAAUUUUAGCGUCGGAACUGAUCACCAAAGUCACUCAGGUAAAGGGGUCAUUUUAUGAUUUUUGUCUACACAACAUGUAAUGAUGGUUCUUUGGUCCAAAUUCUGCAUAGAUUAUGCUGUAGAGACCGACCUUCAAGCCACUUUUUGGCAGAGUAGUUGGAUCCAAAUGAAGCCCUCCUUACCGAACCCCCUUGUUUUGUCCCCGCCCCGGCAGCCAAGUUUAGUUGUUGUUUUAUUUGCUUUGCUCAAACGGGUGACAGCCUGCAGUCGUCUGUUUUGAGUGACUUUCACCACAAAAAAACAUUGCAAAUGAUAUAGAGAGACCAGAGGCUC
Molecule: messenger RNA, 2248 nt
Organism: Entelurus aequoreus (snake pipefish)
Lineage: Eukaryota; Metazoa; Chordata; Actinopteri; Syngnathiformes; Syngnathidae
Gene: uts2r3
Product: urotensin-2 receptor 3
Exons: 1
Coding region: 49-1191 (380 amino acids)
Biological process (GO): blood vessel diameter maintenance; regulation of blood pressure; neuropeptide signaling pathway
Cellular component (GO): membrane
Molecular function (GO): urotensin II receptor activity
Source: RefSeq, a predicted model, not a curated record